AUGUCUAUCGAAAACACAAUACUUUCGAUUGAUAAUCAACUAUCAACAUCGUUCAAUGAAAUCGCUGAUAUUGAAGUUGAAAAUUUCUUUGGUUGCUAUUUAUUAAAUAGUUUGAAUCCAGCUUGUAAAGGUCGGACUUAUAUUGGUUUUACUGUUGAUCCUCAUCGACGAAUAAAACAACAUAAUAAAGGCAAAGAUUUUGGAGGAGCAAAAAAGACCAGUGGAAAAGGACCAUGGGAAAUGGUCUUAAUUGUACAUGGCUUUCCAAAUGAAAUAACAGCAUUACGCUUUGAAUGGGCAUGGCAAAAUCCUGAACAAUCUAUACGUCUUAAACAUUUAAAUUUAUCAAAAAACAAAAGGAAACACACUUUACAAUUUAAAUUGAAAAUUCUUGCUGAAAUGCUUUGUAUUGGUCCAUGGGCACGUUUGCCACUUACAGUUCGAUGGUUAUCAGACAAAAAACAAGUACUAGAACGAAUGCCACCAUUGCAUAUGCCUAUAACAAGUGGACCAAUUAAUGUUUCCAAACAAACGAAUACAAUACCAUCGAAACGAAAAAAAACGAACAAGCAAACUUUACCAAUAAAUGACGAUUCACGAUGUUUUAGUUCUUGUUCGUUAUGUAACAAUAUUAUACAACCACCAAUGCACGUAUCUUGCCCAAAAUGUUCUAUAUCUUUUCAUAUUAUAUGUUUAUCAAAAUGUUUUCUUAAGAAUACUGAAGAACAUUAUAUUAUUCCUAUUGAUGGUUUAUGUCCUUCUUGUAAAAAGAAUUUACUAUGGGGUGAAAUUAUACAAAAUAAAUAUACAAAUAGAUCAUGUGCAUUACCAAUAGUCACACAUUCUGAUGAAUCAGAUGACGAUGACGAUGUUAUUCAGUAA
Messenger RNA from Rotaria socialis, 882 nucleotides. Lineage: Eukaryota; Metazoa; Rotifera; Eurotatoria; Philodinida; Philodinidae. The record is from the annotation of a GenBank genome assembly.